AUGCGCAAGUUAAAACAAGGAAAUAACCGCAACUCAAGUCUAGCUCCAUCAAGCCUGUCGCACAGUAUUGGACAGCAAACACUCAAUGAUGAUGAAAGUACAUCAGCAGGAGUCGCCAAGACUCUCUUCCCACGGAACGAAAACUCACCUCGAGCCGUGGUGAAAAAACGGACUCCAGGCAAACGUUCGCCAGCAUCAUCUUUGCGGCAAGGCAAAACAGCAAAGCGUCUCGUCACAAAAAAAGCGGCAGCGGUUUCCAUGUCGCUGGUGCGUGACAAUAAGGACCGCUGGAUGGCAGACAUUGAACAGCGUCUAGCCGUGAGGACAGCGGAGCUUACUGCGGAACGAGCUCGACAGAGCGGAGACAGCAGCCAGCAGAGCGGAGACAGACAACCUCCAACAAGAGUUGCAGGGGCUGAGAGAGACCACUCAGAGCGGACUCCUCGUUCAAGAUUUGAGAGCUGGCUCAGGGCAGCUGCAAUCGACACCAAUCAGACCAAACACCACUCACUCCACAUCUGUCAGACCAAAGCCUAG
Knipowitschia caucasica is the source of this 537-nucleotide messenger RNA. Lineage: Eukaryota; Metazoa; Chordata; Actinopteri; Gobiiformes; Gobiidae. The record is from the annotation of a GenBank genome assembly.